Molecule: messenger RNA, 1323 nt
Organism: Frankliniella occidentalis (western flower thrips)
Lineage: Eukaryota; Metazoa; Arthropoda; Insecta; Thysanoptera; Thripidae
Exons: 1
Coding region: 42-500 (152 amino acids)
Source: RefSeq, a predicted model, not a curated record
UUUGUUAAUAGGUUUCAAAGCUAAAAGAGCAAUUAGAAGAUAUGCAGAGAAAGUAUGAUGAUCUUAAAGAAACACAAAUUGAAGACAUUGUUAAAAACCUACCCCCUCGUCAGAAAGAAGCUGUUCUAGCCUGCAUUUAUGCUGCAAAGGCCAAGUCUUCAAAUGGUGUACGAUAUACACAGCAAUGGGUGUAUGAAUGCACUCUCUUAAGAAUAAAACCUCCAGCCCUCUAUAGGAAAAUGAGGCGGGAUCAGACUCUAGUUUUUCCAUCUCCCCGAACACUUCAGAGGUACAUGAAAAGGCUCAAACCUGCCUAUGGCUUCCUUCCUGCUACUUUUGAACUACUGGGAAAAAAAAGUCAAGAAAUGGAAUUAGAUGAGCGCCAUGGUAAGUUAAUUCAACACACAUCAAAUAUUAAAAAUAAUUACCUACUUUUACUUAUUCUUAUUUUGUUUUCCACCCCUUCACAGGCUGUUUAUUACAAGAUGAAGUAUGUCUAACAGCUUGUUUGCAUUUUAACUGCAAUUUACUAAAAGUACAGGGGGUUGUAAACCUUGGAGAUGACACACCAGAGGAGCUAAAAGAUCAACCGGGUGAUCAUGCUCUUGUCUUUAUGUUCAAGCCCUGGAAAGGGCCUUGGUUCCAAACAGUGGGUGCAUUCCUCUCCAAAGGUGCAGUUAAAGGUCCUAUUCUAGGAAAACUUGCCCUCGAAGCAACUGGUUUGCUGGAAAAGGCUGGUUUCCAUAUUGAUAUGUGGGUCUGUGACGGGGCCUCUUGGAAUAGAAAUAUGUGGACCGAAAUGGGUCUCAGAAAUCCAUUUGCCUCAAAGAAAACAAAGAGAAAAAAAUCAACAGUUGUAGAUGUAGUAAGCAAUAGGGGCAAAACAAGUUUUAGUCACCUUUGUGACUCUGAAAGGAGAAUUUAUAUGUGCUCAGAUUUCCCUCAUUUAAUAAAAUCCCUUAAAAGUAGGAUUUUACCAAGCAAAGAAAAAGGAAAUGUCAAAGAUGUAAGUAGAGAGAGAGAUGUAUUUUUUUUUCUCCAGGGAGAAUAUUUUUUUAAUUGUAUUUGAUUUUACAGCUUGUUACACCUGAUGGCACUGUAAAAUUUUCUAAUUGAGAAUCAUUAUAUCAAGCUGACACUGCCAGGGAGAAACCAACCAAUACAACGUUGCUACAAAUUAACAAGAGACCAUCUUUACCCUCACAAUUACCAAACCAUGAAUGUGGGAAUGGCAUUCACAGUAAGCUACUCAUUGUGUUAAAAAAGGGGGAAUUAAAUAGGGAAAUGUAUAUCAAAUUUCUAAAUUUAUGCUGUUUUUUAGUU